CAAAAACUUUCGAAGAGUCGUAGUGCUCACUAGUCACUCCCUUCCUUUCCAAUGCCAGGCUUGCAAAGCACAUCAAAGAAAAGACCAGCGGUCUCGCAGGGUGGCUCAAAAUCCAAGAAACAGCACUCAGAAAAUCCUCCCUUGACGAAGUUUGCGGAGGAAAAAGUUCAGAAGCGGAGUAGACCUGUCACACAGCCGAUACCAGCAAGUGGGUUGUCUGAGCAUGAUGAAGAUGAGGACGAGGGAGACUUUGAUGACGAAGAAGCUGAUGACCAGGAGAUUGUCGCAGAUGAGAUGAUUGUAGAUGAUGCAUCCAGCAAAGACCCCAAUGCUGCGAGAGAAUCGCAUAAAGUUCAACGUGUACUACAGGAACAGCGUCGAGCAGCUAAACCACACUCCCAGUUACUAGCGGAUGCAAAGCGUAUCUGGUCAUUAGCUCGGCAAAAAAGCAUACCCUCUGCGGAGCGACUGAAGCAUGUGAAGGACUUGAUGAGGGUUAUCCAAGGAAAGGUCAAGGAUAUCGUCCUAAAGCAUGACGCAAGCAGAAUUAUCCAGACUGUCGUGAAAUAUGGUGGGCAAAAGGAGAGGGACCAGGUUGCGAUGGAGCUUAAAGGUCAUUACAAGGCAUUGGCUCAAAGCAAAUACUCGAAGUUCUUAGUGACCAAGCUGAUUAAACUCUGUCCAGCACAUCGUGCAUCCAUCUUGCUCGAAUUCCAAUCCCACGUACUCCGUCUACUGUUACACCGGGAGGCAUCUGCCGUUCUUGCUGAUUCAUUCGAGCUUUAUGCGAAUGCAUAUGAGCGUUCAAUUCUUCUUCGCGACUUCUACGGCAAGGAAGUCGCGUUGUUCUCCCAAACACAAGGUUCCGAACCUGAGAAGGCGAACGCCAAAAAAGGCUUUCAUGGGGUCCUUGAAGGUCUCGAGGGCGAACGAAGAAAACGUGUAAUGGCAGCACUGAAAGAGAAUCUGACCACAAUUUUUAACAAUUCUGAUAAGGGCGCCAUAACCCAUGCAAUCGUUCAUAGGGCGCUUUGGGAAUACUUGUCUGCCGUCAACAACACGGAGGAUGAAUCAGAACGAGAAAAACUUCGCAAAGAGAUAUUCGAAAGUUGUCAGGAUGUCCUUGCCGAGAUGGUUCAUACCAAGGACGGCAGCAGGGCAGUGAGAGAGUUCAUUGUUUAUGGGACGGCUAAGGAUCGGAAACAAAUCAUCAAAAUCAUCAAACCUCACGUUGAGCGUAUGUGCACCGAUGAUGAGGCCCAACUCGUCCUCUUCACUGCCUUAGACGUUAUCGACGAUACAAAGCUGACAGCCAAAUCCCUUGUCUCGGACAUCACCACUCACGCCCCUACGCUCAUCAACACCCCACAAGGUCGACGUGCUCUUUUCUACUUGCUUGUUCCUCGAUCACGACGACAUUUCACGCCUGCCCAAAUAGCGAUAAUUUCUGAGACAGACUCUGUACGGAGCAAAACCAGCAAGAAAAGUGCGGAUGUUCGCGAGGGUGAAAUACGAGCUGCAGCAAGUGAGGGAUUGCUCAAGUUCGUCGAGGAUAAUGGCGCGGAAGCCGCGCGUGAUACCGGUGGAAGUUUGGUAGUAUUGGAGAUUAUGCUUUACGCUGACGGCGACAAGUCUUCGGCUAUACAAUCACUCCUUCAACCAUUAGCUUCCAUAUAUCCAUCGGAAGAUACCUCAAAGCUUCAUCCAAUUGAUCUCCCACACACGUCACGAAUGUAUAAAUCCCUUUUCCAGGGCGGACAUUUCUCGCAUUCUAGCAAAUCCGUCAUUCGCUCACCGUCGUUCUCUCCAUCAGCAUUCGCUUCUGCAUUCAUGUCCAUUGUUGGUAAGGAUGUGACAUUAAGCAUGGCUGAGGGAGAGGGUGCCUUUGUUGUUGCAGAAUUUUUGCAGCGGAUAAAGGAAGAGGGAAGCACAGAGGAAAAGCGGACCGUCAAGGGUUGGUUUGGUGAAGACAUUGUCGAGAGAAUGAAAAAGAGCGAGACGAAAGGGAAAAAUGUCUUACUGGAGAAGAUAAAUGAAUUAUCAUCACGGUAAUGCAUUCUACAAACUUAGUCGAAGUCAACCUUGGGCCAGCUUGACUGGCCACACUUAUAUUUUCGAGGUCGAGGCCUAGGCCUAGGCCCAGGGCCAUGAACGCAUUCUUUGGCUUGUAACUCUGCUUCGGAUGAGAAUUAGCGAAAUCUAUUUUAUGAUCCUGCGAGGAUGAACUAUA
Messenger RNA from Suillus paluster, 2230 nucleotides. Its product is annotated as armadillo-type protein. The transcript is spliced from 8 exons. Gene Ontology annotation, cellular component: nucleolus. Gene Ontology annotation, biological process: regulation of translation. The record is from RefSeq and is a predicted model, not a curated record. NCBI's taxonomy places the organism in Eukaryota, Fungi, Basidiomycota, Agaricomycetes, Boletales, Suillaceae. Gene Ontology annotation, molecular function: mRNA binding. Bases 52 to 2052 code for a protein of 666 amino acids.